Paralichthys olivaceus (Japanese flounder) is the source of this 3375-nucleotide messenger RNA. RefSeq names its product pyroglutamyl-peptidase I (gene pgpep1). Lineage: Eukaryota; Metazoa; Chordata; Actinopteri; Pleuronectiformes; Paralichthyidae. Gene Ontology annotation, molecular function: pyroglutamyl-peptidase activity. Gene Ontology annotation, cellular component: cytosol. Gene Ontology annotation, biological process: proteolysis. The record is from RefSeq and is a predicted model, not a curated record.
CAGCGUAAACACCGGCAGUUGAUGGCAGAAGAAGCGUCAGUUGUCCUGUGAGUGUGUGAGUGUCAGUGAGUGAGUGUGUGUGUGGCAGUGUUUGUUAUCGAGUCUCUUCUCGGUCCGUGGUUGGAAACAAACAGGCGACGGUGACCCGGAGGAGCAGCGGAGCCUCAGGCCGGGAGAUGGACAACAGUAAACGGACGGUGGUGGUCACAGGUUUUGGGCCUUUUGGAGAGCACACGGUCAACGCCAGCUGGGUAGCAGUGCAGGAACUGAAGAAGCUAGGACUGGGCAGCGAAGUGGACCUGCAUGUGUACGAGGUUCCUGUAGAGUACCAGACAGUCCAGAGUUUGGUUCCUUCAUUAUGGAAGCAGUAUCAUCCACUGUUGGUUGUUCAUGUCGGAGUCUCAGGAAUGGCCACCACUGUCACACUGGAGAAGUGCGGCAGAAACCGUGGAUACAAGGGCCUGGACAACAGCAGCUUCUGUCCUGACUCACAGUGUUGCAUUGUGGGAGGCCCAGACUGCAUCGACUCAGUUAUUGACAUGGAAUCAGUCUGUAAGAGAGUGUCCGCCUCGGGUCUCGGAGUAGUUGUGUCUGUCUCCAAAGACGCUGGGAGAUAUCUCUGUGACUUCACCUACUACACGUCUUUGUACCUGAGUCACGGCCGCUCUGCUUUCAUCCACGUGCCUCCUCUUGGAAAGCCUUACAGCGGUGAAGACCUGGGUCGUGCGCUGAAGGCCAUCGUCCAGGAAAUUCUGGAGCUUCUUGACCAGGCUGAGGAGAAGAUACACUGCCAGAAGCACUUCCACUAAGUGACCUCCGGAUGCCAACCAUCCUCUCUCCAGCACUCACCACACAAGAGAAAUUGCACUUAACCACAAGUAGCCAAACAUCCUCUUUUUAAAAUUUUUGUCUUUAUUUGUACAAAAUGAAAACAUCCGCAUAUAGAACGUUUUCAGUGUUUGCUUCUCUUUGUUUAAGGUUUUUACUAAUUAUUUUUGCUAAGCCUGAUUAUUUGUUAUGUUUAAAUGUCUCCCGAUGGUGAGAAGACAAAAUGGAAGUUUGAAGACAACCCUUAGUCACACUGAAACAUUACCGUUUCUCCCACUUCCAAGGAAUAUGAAACAUUUUGACUUUGGAGUUUAAAACAUUGGAAAACCAUAGGUCCAUGAAGAAGACACAGCAGCAAAGUGCUGCUCCUAUUUGUUUAAAUGCAGUUUAAAUAGUUCCAGACUGUUAAUGUGGCAAAUAUUGAAACCUUUCCCCCAAAAGUGACUACUAUUGUUGCACCUUAUAUAGGGUUAGGGUUAUUUAAUUGGUUAUAGAAGUCACAUUUGGGGAAACUGCUAGAUCUACUUUCCAUGAUUUGAUUUUCUUCAUCCUUAAGUUUUGAGUUUCUGUCACAAUAUGUUUCAGUCAACAGAUGUUUACACCUGAAUGUCUGUAAAUGGUAAAUGUACACGAUACAUUAUGUAGAGAUGUUUAGCAUUAAGCUGUAAGCUAAUUUCACUUCUCUUCAGAUACUUUCCCAGCUGCUCUAAAGCUGUGCUGUUUCCCAUUUUAUGUUGUAUUGUUUCUUAAGUGCUUUUUCUUUAUAAGAAGUUGUAAAGUUGCCUUCUUUUACAAAGGUUAUUUUAAUCAGGGAACGGGUUGGUUCCAGCUCAUCUUCCCCCGUUUUUCGGCCCAAUUCUGACAGGAAAAUACAAAACAGGUUCUCCAGGCUGUGCAAUGUUAUUUUACAGAUCUCAGAUCUGUCAGUUUAGGUGAUUCAUGUUGUGGUUUUGUUAAAAUUUUGUUAGGGCUGCACAAUUAUUUGAGAAUAAUUGGGAUAACCAUUGUUAUUACUAUAAAUUCCAUGUAACAAAAUAUUUCUUCUGUGUGAGAUGUGGGUUCAAAUAUUACACACUCGCACAGACACUGAAUUUCUGGGUUGUAAAAUCUUUGUCUAUGGAAUUACGGUAUUUGUGUGUUAAGAUCAGAGCUGUUCUAUUUCAGAUCUUACACUGUUUGCUACAUUUUUUUUCAAUAAUUGUGCAGCCCACAUGGGGAUAAGCUAGUUAAAGCUUUCUGUUGUUCCCUGCAUUGAAUCACAUGUAGCUGAAGAUUUGAUUUGAUGUGGAGUUUGACUCUCACUUCAGAAUUGGGCCUGGACAUUUAUUUCUGUAGCACUUUCUUUAUCCACUCUUAGUUAUUCUGGAACUCUAACAUUUUUCAAAGCAAUUUGUAUGUUUUUAUUUUAUUUUCAGUCACUUUAAUACAAAAUAUGUUGCUUUCCAGAUAUUUACACAUCCAUCCCAUGUUUAACCUCUCCUCCCAUGAAUUAUCAUUAUGCAUGUGUGGUAUGCUUUAUAGGUGACUUAUGCUUUAUUUUUCUGAGCUUUGGUUUGUUUAACCUGCAACAUAUUCUUUCAAUGAUGGUGCCACUCCAGGUGUCAAUUUUCUGUUUUUAAUAUUUGUCUGUUUCACUGUGUUCACAAGCAUUUUCCUGACGACCUACUGGUCACUGAAGAUGUCCCACACCACCAAACACAGCUUCAUUUAUAUAUGUUUCAGUAGAAAAUGUAGCAUUGAACGGUUUAUAUGCUGCUGCACCACCCUGUGUAUCACCAAAACUAUCUCCCUGUGAGAAACAAAGAUGUAGUUUAUAUAUAUAUAUAUAUAUAUAUAUAAAUAAACUGCCAUACCUAGUUUUGAGAAACUAACAUCCUGUAACAUUGAACUGAACAGGAUUGAACUUCAUCUCAGAUUUUAAGUUUUGAUCUCAGCCUUUGGCAUUUACCUCCUGUCUUGGUGAUGUGGUUUAAAACUCUUCGGGAAAUAAUGCAAAUUUUAGAACUGAGUUUGCAGGUGCUAGUAUUUUAUGGUGUGGCUUUACAAGUGCUGAGAUGUGAAAGAGUUGUGGAGGAGCUCCCCCUGAAAAUGUCUGCUCUCAAAUGUGAAAGCCUCAAGUUUACAUACGAGGUGACCUCUGACCCUGACUCUUUCCUGUGCCUUGCUGUUGUUUAUGUAAGUUAUGAGGCCUUAACAAUGCUCAGUGGGUCAGUCAAAGAUAUAUUACUGAUUCUGUCCAGUCAGAUGUGUCACUACCUCAAGAAUACUUUUUAUCUCUGUGCGUGCUCUGUUGUACAAUAACAUAACGGUUCUGUGAAUUAUUGUGAGUUCCUGUGUUGAGGGAGUAUCCUCUGCCUCUGACAUUAACAUAGCACUGUUACAAUACGUAAUCCUGGCUUUGUAAAAGAAAAAGCUUUGAGAUAAAGAAUUAAAGGAUCAUAAAUAAUCUUUGUGUCCAAUACUUCAACUUUGUAUUUUUCCACCAGGGGUUUUUAUGAGAUACGGUUCAAUGUCUUGUCAAAUGUACAAACACACAGUUGUAUUAAA